CGGGUUCAGAAGAGUUGUUGGACCGAGGUUCCGCUGAGAUUCGCAGCACAGUUUCUUUGCUGUCUAAAUGAGCGGUCAUGAAACUUGCGCUGACUGUGUUCCUCCUGUCUGCGCUCUGUCCGCGGACCAGCGGCGAAGAGGCUCAGACCGCCGCAGAUCAGCUUCUAGUCCUGACAGUUGCAACCAAAGAGACUGAUGGAUUCAGGCGUUUCAUGAGGACAGCCAAACACUUCAAUUACACUGUCAAGGUCUUGGGUCAGGAUGAGGAGUGGAUGGGGGGUGACUACAUGUCAUCUCCAGGUGGAGGACAGAAGGUGCGACUACUUAAAGCCGCUUUGGAUGAGAUGAAGGAUGAUAACAGAAUCAUCCUGUUUGUGGACAGCUACGACGUGGUUUUCGCCUCAAGUCCCAAAGAGCUGCUCAAAAAGUUCCAGCAGGCCGGACACAAAGUGGUUUUUUCGUCCGAGAGUCUGAUCUGGCCAGACAGACACCUGGAGGACAAAUAUCCUCAUGUCAAGGAGGGCAACAGGUUUCUCGGCUCAGGAGGUUUCAUCGGCUUGGUUGCCAACGUCAGGGAGAUGGUUUCCUCUUGGACUGGAGAGGACGGCGACAGUGACCAGCUCUUCUUCACCAAUAUUUAUAUCAACCCGGAGAUGAGGAAAUCCCUCAACAUCACAGUGGACAGCAAAUGCAGACUGUUCCAGAACCUUCAUGGGUCGCUUGAUGAGGUGGUGCUGAAGUUUGAGGACGGACAUGUACGAGCCAGGAACCUACUGUAUGACACCUUGCCAGUCGUCAUUCAUGGCAAUGGACCCACCAAGCUUCAGCUCAACUAUCUGGCCAACUACAUUCCCAACACAUGGAGCUUUGAGUCGGGAUGCACGGAAUGUCAUGAGGAUCUACGCCCACUCUCAGAUGUUCAGGAAAGUGAGUACCCUCUGGUUUGGAUUGGAGUCUUCAUCCAGCAGCCCACUCCCUUUGUCACCGUCUUUUUUGAGCGUCUCCUGAAGCUGCAGUAUCCCAAAGAGCGACUCAAGCUUUUCAUUUAUAACAAGGAAGUUCAUCAUGAGCCAGCGGUGGCUUCUUUCCUGCAAGAUCAUGGAGGUCUUUAUAAGGAGGUGAAGCUGACUGGGCCGGAAAGUCAGUUAGACGAGGCUUCAUCUCGUAACCUGGGCUUUGACACGUGCAGGAAAGACCCAGACUGCGAGUACUUCUUCAACCUGGACAUUGAGGUGGUGUUGAAGAACGAAAACACCAUUAAAACUCUCAUUGAACAAAACCUUCCCAUCGUGGCUCCACUGAUCACUCGGACUGGUCGUCUCUGGAGUAACUUUUGGGGGGCUCUCAGCCCUGAGGGCUUCUACGCCAGGUCUGAAGACUAUGUCGACAUCGUCCAAGGUCGACGAGUGAGCGUAUGGAAUGUUCCAUAUGUGUCCAGCGUCUACCUGAUGAAGGCACACCUCCUGCGAUCUGAGCUCCUGGACCCUGAGCUCUUCUCCUCAAACACCCUGGACCCUGACAUGGCCUUCUGUCACAAUGUUCGCAGCAAGGGAGUCUUUAUGUUUGUCACCAACAUGCACAGUUUCGGCCGCAUUCUCUCGACGGAAAACUACGUGACAGGGCAUCUUCAUAAUGAUUUGUGGCAGAUUUUUGAGAACCCUCAGGACUGGGAGGAUCGCUACAUCCAUGAGAACUACACAAGCAUCGUGAAAGACAAGCUGGUUGAAACUCCUUGCCCGGACGUGUACUGGUUCCCAGUGUUCAGUGAAGUUGCCUGCAACCACCUUGUGGAGGAGAUGGAAAAUUUCGGGAAAUGGUCGGGUGGAGGUAAUAUGGACAACAGAAUCCAGGGAGGCUACGAGAACGUGCCGACCAUUGACAUCCACAUGAACCAGAUCAAUUAUGAGAAGGAAUGGCAGCAGUUCUUGCUGGAGUACAUCGCACCUCUGACGGAGAAAAUGUAUCCCGGCUACUACACCAAGGCCCAGUUUGACUUGGCCUUUGUAGUUAGAUAUAAGCCCGACGAGCAGCCGUUUCUCCGGCCGCACCACGAUGCCUCCACUUUCACUAUAAACAUUGCGCUCAAUGAGCGCGGCACUGAUUACGAGGGCGGCGGAUGUCGGUUCCUGCGCUACGACUGCUCUGUGAAAUCCCCCCGAAAAGGCUGGGCCCUCAUGCACCCCGGCCGUCUGACCCACUACCACGAAGGCCUGCCCACCACGGCGGGCGUCCGGUACAUCGCUGUGUCCUUCGUGGACCCCUGAACAUGACGGAGGAAGCCUGUCCACUUUUUCCACACUGUGCCUUCUUUUGCGCUUCAACUUGGAUGGCCAGAGCGUGCGGACCCUCAGAGAGAGCAUCAGUUGACUUCAGCUUCGUUCCUCAUAUUGAGGCAGGUGGUUGACUGAACACUUCCAGCGACACCUCUCUGGCUGUCCCACUGCUGGAGCCUUGAAUCAUCCCAUUUGAUCCAUAGUCCUGACACUCCAAGCCAAAGAUUGUCUUCUUUUUAUUUAUUUUCUGUUCAGCAGAAACAGUUUCCCGGAAGAUGACGACUCAUCUUCACAAAAUGUAAUAAAGCACAACUAUUUAA
This is a messenger RNA of Synchiropus splendidus (mandarinfish), 2593 nucleotides long. RefSeq names its product procollagen-lysine, 2-oxoglutarate 5-dioxygenase 1a (gene plod1a). The coding region runs from base 78 to 2264 and encodes 728 amino acids. The transcript has 19 exons. Gene Ontology annotation, cellular component: endoplasmic reticulum. Gene Ontology annotation, biological process: peptidyl-lysine hydroxylation. Gene Ontology annotation, molecular function: iron ion binding; L-ascorbic acid binding; procollagen-lysine 5-dioxygenase activity. Lineage: Eukaryota; Metazoa; Chordata; Actinopteri; Syngnathiformes; Callionymidae. The record is from RefSeq and is a predicted model, not a curated record.